Messenger RNA from Penicillium bovifimosum, 2013 nucleotides. RefSeq lists its product as uncharacterized. Gene Ontology annotation, biological process: cellular response to X-ray; telomere maintenance; double-strand break repair via nonhomologous end joining. The transcript has 5 exons. Bases 1 to 2013 code for a protein of 670 amino acids. The record is from RefSeq and is a predicted model, not a curated record. Gene Ontology annotation, cellular component: Ku70:Ku80 complex; nucleus. NCBI's taxonomy places the organism in Eukaryota, Fungi, Ascomycota, Eurotiomycetes, Eurotiales, Aspergillaceae. Gene Ontology annotation, molecular function: double-stranded DNA binding; damaged DNA binding; DNA helicase activity.
AUGGCCGACGAUAGUUAUUCGCACGAGGAGGACAAUAACGAAGAGGAGGAGCUUGACCAGACCAGCUUCAAAUCAGUCAAAGAUGCCGUGCUUUUUGCCAUAGACAUUAGCAACUCAAUGCUGACUCCCCGUCCAUCGCCUGACCCUCAGAAACAUAGGGAUGAAUCGCCUGCCUCUGCAGCUUUGAAGUGUGCAUACCAUUUGAUGCAACAGCGCAUCAUCUCCAACCCUCAUGAUAUGAUUGGCGUCUUGCUUUAUGGAACUAAAUCAUCCAAGUUCUAUGAUGAAAGCGAGGAAAGCCGGGGAGAUCUCUCAUAUCCCCACUGUUAUCUGUACACCGAUCUUGAUAUCCCGUCAGCCCUGGAAGUCAAGCAACUACGAUCCUUGGCAUCUCCAGAAGAUGGCGAUAGUGAAGUACAUCAGGUCUUGCAAGCAUCAGAAGAGCCGGUCUCGAUGGCAAAUGUGCUUUUUUGUGCGAAUCAAAUUUUUACGUCCAAGGCUCCGAACUUCCUGUCUCGACGACUGUUUGUCGUGACCGAUAACGAUAAUCCCCACGCAGACAACAAAGCAUUACGGUCCGCGGCAACUGUUCGAGCAAGAGAUCUGUAUGAUCUCGGUGUCAAUAUCGAGCUGUUCCCCAUCUCUCAACCAGAUCACGAAUUCGACACCUCCAAAUUUUAUGACGCAAGUUACCAGUCUUCCAGCGAUGUAAAGGAUCUUACUGACGAUCAACAGGACAUCAUCUACAAGACUUCGCCUAGUGAUGGAGACGCCCCGGCAUACCUAAGACCGGACACCAACACAGCGACAGCUAAAGGCGACGGGCUCUCAUUACUUAACUCUCUACUGUCUAGCAUCAACUCAAGAUCUGUCCCUCGCCGGUCGUUAUUUUCCAAUGUGCCACUUGAAAUCGGACCCGGCUUUAAGAUAUCCGUCAAUGGCUAUCUGCUCCUCAAAAAGCAAGAACCCUCCCGGAGUUGCUUCGUCUGGCAAGGAGGCGAGACCCCGCAAAUUGCCAAAGGCGUCACAACCCUAACCUCCGAUGACACAGCGCAGGCGGUUGAAAAAACUGUUAUCCGCAAGGCAUACAAAUUUGGUGGCGAACAAGUGUCUUUUACCGCCGAGGAACAACAGGCUCUGAGAAACUUCGGUGACCCUGUCAUCCGUAUCAUUGGCUUUAAGCCACUAUCCGCGCUCCCGAUUUGGGCUAAUGUCAAACAUCCGUCGUUUAUCUAUCCCUCUGAAGAAGAUUAUAUCGGCUCGACACGGGUCUUUUCUGCAUUGCACCAGAAGCUCCUCGAUUCUGAGAAACUUGCAUUGGUUUGGUUCAUCCCCCGCAAGAACGGCUCCCCGGCCUUAGCUGCUAUGGUCGCCGGGGCCGAGAAGGUUGACGACAAUGGCGUGCAAAAGUAUCCACCUGGCAUGUGGAUCAUACCUCUUCCCUUCGCGGAUGACGUGCGUCAGAACCCAGAGAGCACUGUUCAGCGGGCCGCAGACCACGUGAAUGAUGCCAUGCGGGACGUGAUUCGACAGCUGCAGCUUCCAAAAGCUAUUUAUGAGCCUUCAAAAUAUCCAAACCCUUCACUCCAAUGGCAUUAUCGUAUCUUGCAAGCUAUUGCUUUGGAUGAAGAUGCCCCAGAAGCACCGGAGGACAAGACUGUGCCCAAAUACCGACAAAUCCACAAGCGCUCUGGCGAUUACAUUCUCAAAUGGGCAGAUGAACUGAAAUUGCAGGCCAACAAUAUGUUUGGCGGGAGGGACACCACUUCCACGCUAGUAAAGCGAGGGGCAAAGGCCGAGCCUGCGGCAGCCCACCCAUCGAAACGUGCGAAGGUCGAGGGCGGCACCUCUGUGGUAGAAGCAGAAAUGAGGAGAUUCUACGAGCAAGGCACCAUUUCGAAGCUUACUUUGCCCGUACUGAAGGAGUUCUUGCAUAUGCAUGGCCGUGCCAACGCGGGAAGGAAGGCGGAUCUCGUAGACCGAGUCGAGCAGUACUUCGAGCAAAAGUUCUGA